AUGCUGACACGUCGUUUGUGUACCCGAUCGCCCACUACCUCGCGCGUACUGAGCUCAGCUGGCGGGUGGCGCAAGCACUGCUGGAAAACUCUACACAGCGAUUUUCGAAAGCCUGAGCUGUCCAAGUAUCACGCAGUGGCAUGGACGGGUUGCUCGUUGACAAUCUACAACGUCAGUGACUCGCGAGUAACGAAGCAGAUUAACUUUGCUAGGGAAGUGUUCGAAAAUGGCAUUCCGCAAUAUGGUAGUUGCUGGGCGGCUCAGAUUGCAGUGGUUGCUGCUGGAGGCCAUUGUGGAAUGAACCCUCGAGGCCGCGAAAUGGGUAUUGCUCGCAAAAUUGAGCUGUCGCCAGAGGGGCGUGCACACCCAAUGUUUGAGGGUAAACCAUCGGUCUUUGACGCAUUCACCAGCCACAAUGAUGAGGUGACUCACAUGCCUCCUGGGGGACUUACUCUUUGUGGCAAUGACUUUACAGCAGUGCAGGCUGUAGCAGUGCGCUACAAAAAGGGGGACUUCUGGGCUGUGCAGUAUCACCCAGAGUACGACCUACACGAGCUGGCUCGACUAACAUACUGCCGUAGAGCAAAACUUGUGGAGCUGGGAUUUUUCGCAGAUAUGGAAAGUGCAGAUCGAUAUGUCGACGAUCUUGAAAUUCUGCACAUUGAUCCGUCUCGCUACGACAUUGCAUGGCGCCUUGGAUUGGACGCAGACGUCAUGGACGAAAACAUUCGUCACUGUGAGACGCGCAAUUUUAUUAAGUAUCUCGCACUCCCAUACAAAUUGGCUUUGGAAGCCAUUUAA
Plasmopara halstedii is the source of this 801-nucleotide messenger RNA. RefSeq names its product glutamine amidotransferase class-i. The transcript is spliced from 5 exons. NCBI's taxonomy places the organism in Eukaryota, Oomycota, Peronosporomycetes, Peronosporales, Peronosporaceae. Gene Ontology annotation, cellular component: cytosol. Bases 1 to 801 code for a protein of 266 amino acids. The record is from RefSeq and is a predicted model, not a curated record.